CAGCCUUGACGUACCUCACGCUAUUGGCUAGCAAAAGCAUGCUGUCGAAUUACUUCCUGCUAAGCUUCACUACAGCAGAGAAGUAUGAUAUGAUGCGAGAGCUGCGUUGAACGUUCAUAAAAAUCUUCCACUGAAGGCACAGAUGUGGAGCAGAUUAUUGAAUCCUCGUGCAAUUGGUAGAGCAAGAUUGUGUUUGAGGAGUCUCUUCACGAUGCAGCUAAAGACCUGUGAGUUCCAGUCUCUGUUCAGUGAUGGACUGAAUGGACUAGCAGAGCUGUUUGAGAAGCACCAGCAUGAGCUGAGGAUAGCUGGAGGUGCUGUACGUGACCUGUUGUCCGGGAAGCGGCCUGAAGAUGUGGACUUUGCCACCACAGCCACUCCAGAGGAGAUGAAGCAAAUGUUCCAGAGUGCUGGGAUCAGGAUGAUCAAUAAUAAAGGAGAGAAGCAUGGGACCAUUACAGCAAGACUACACAACGAGAACUUUGAGGUGACCACGUUGCGAGUGGAUGUUCAGACAGAUGGACGUCAUGCAGAGGUGGAAUUUACCACUGACUGGAGGAAAGAUGCUGAGCGGAGGGACCUCACCAUCAAUUCCAUGUUUUUAGGGCUUGAUGGAACGUUGUAUGACUACUUCAAAGGAUAUGAAGACCUGCAGAACCGUAAAGUUCGGUUUGUUGGCAGUGCUGAACAAAGAAUCCAAGAGGACUACCUGAGAAUACUGCGCUAUUUCAGGUUCUACGGCAGAGUGGCAUUGGAGCCUGAUGACCAUGAGCCUGAGACUCUGGCUGCCAUUAAAGAAAAUGGCCGUGGACUGGCGGCCAUAUCAGGAGAACGAAUUUGGGUGGAAUUAAAAAAGAUGGUGGUUAAUAACCAUGCUGCUCAUCUGCUGGAGCUGAUCUACAGUCUGGAACUGGCCCAAUACAUAGGUUUGCCACCAGAUGGCAACAUUGAGGAGAUGAAGCGAGUGUGGCAGAAUGCAAAAGACCACUCUCCCAAACCCAUGACCAUCCUGGCAGCUCUUUUCCACUGCCCAGAGGAGAUAGAAAAGAUGGACAUUCGACUAAAGGUGUCCAAAGAGGAGAAGAAUCUGGCUCUGUUCCUCGUAAAACACAGACAGGAGCUCCUCAAGAGUCCAGACGAGUCGGACAGCCUCAAGCCCUUCACUGAUUAUAUCAUUGACAAUCGGGAUCUGGAUUCGCAGAGUAAAGUGUGUGAGCUGCUGAAGUAUCAAGGCGAGGAAAAGCUGCUGUCACAACUCCGCGCUUGGUCCAUCCCUCGCUUCCCCAUCAGUGGCCACGAUCUGAGGAGGAUGGGUGUCACGUCAGGCAAGGAGAUAGGUGCCACCUUACAGAAUCUCCGUGACAUCUGGAAGAAAAGUCAUUAUCAGAUGGACAAAGAUGAACUCCUCAGUUACGUAAAGCCUUGACUUAGUGGAAAAAGUGGGUUUUUGUGUGCCAGACGAUGAUGAUCUGGAAACCUGACAUUGGAAUUGUGCCACUCACGGGCACAUUUGAACUGACUAUAAGAACUAGGACGUGCAUGAAUGCAAUUUUAUUCUAAAUUACUCCAGAGCCACUUUUGUUCCUCCACUCCAUCGUGUAAACUAAAGAGGUAGUAGACAGUAGCAGCUCAUUUCACCACAUGUAUUUUAUUACAGAGUGCUGGUGUUUAUGAAAACCCGCUUGGGUAAGCUGUUCAUAUUAUGUCACUAGUUAGACUGAUGUGAUGAAACCAGAGGAAACACAAAGGCAGCACUCUGGGAUGAACGGAGGAAUAAAAGGUCCAAUCGGUAACUAUAGAAAAUGUUUGUUUUCAUCUGUAGAACAAUACUGGAAAACAGAAGUCUUGGUUUUCUCUUCAGUUUAAUGCAGUCAUGUCAUAUUUCUUUGCUAUGUUUUCCAUAAAAGAAAUGUUCUAUGAAAA
Molecule: messenger RNA, 1923 nt
Organism: Scatophagus argus
Lineage: Eukaryota; Metazoa; Chordata; Actinopteri; Scatophagidae
Gene: trnt1
Product: tRNA nucleotidyl transferase, CCA-adding, 1
Exons: 8
Coding region: 143-1426 (427 amino acids)
Biological process (GO): RNA processing
Molecular function (GO): nucleotidyltransferase activity; RNA binding
Source: RefSeq, a predicted model, not a curated record